Messenger RNA from Gregarina niphandrodes, 1191 nucleotides. RefSeq names its product haloacid dehalogenase-like hydrolase. Lineage: Eukaryota; Apicomplexa; Conoidasida; Eugregarinorida; Gregarinidae. The record is from RefSeq and is a predicted model, not a curated record. Gene Ontology annotation, cellular component: cytosol. Gene Ontology annotation, molecular function: phosphatase activity; magnesium ion binding. Bases 1 to 1191 code for a protein of 396 amino acids. The transcript has a single exon.
AUGGCCUCCUGGAGGAUAGAUGGCAAAAUCGGUGUGAAAGUGGUGGUGACAGAUUUGGACAGCACGCUGUGGAUCCCUGGGAAGUUCGUGCCACUGGCAAACAAGAAAUGUCUAGCUGCUUUGAAGGAGCGAAAUAUUCCAGUGGUAUUUGCCACUGGAAGGUCCCUGGAAGCGGUUAUCAGAGGGUGUCGCCGGUACGGAAUCGAUCCGCUGACCUCUUGCUAUCCGGGUAUUUUUGCGGACGGAGCUGUAGUCUUAGGACGCAAUGAAAAAGAAGUGUUGAAGUACGAGAGAAUGUCACAGGAGCAUCUCGAACGGGUGUUACAAGUAGCCGUUUCGUUGGACCCAGAGUGUAUUGUCGUCCAGUGCUACUUGGAAGGACAGCUCAUCUACAAUGCAGACCCGUUGCACUACUUGGAUUCCAUUGGCGGUACUUUGGAGCACCUUGACGAAGACGUGAUAAACAAAGUCAGGAUCCGCGGAUUGUAUCCGUCCAUGGACAAUCCUACUACGGACACACAGAUGGCAAGUUCAGAUGUACAGGACACGGUGCUAGAUGCAGUCCGGCCGCCAUCAGAUGUAGAGGACGCGGAAGAGGACAAUCCGAAGGGGGACGCGAAAGGGGACACGUCUCCCGAUGGUUUGACGACCACUGAAGGCGACUUCGGAGUCAGGGUUGACGACCUGGGGUUACACAGAGUGAGUGCGGGCGCGGACUUGGAGACGGCAGCGGCAGAGGAGGUUGUGUUCGCAGAGACAUCCGACCGUCCCGGGAGUUUGCGCACGGGUUCGGGUAAGACGUUUACGAAGCAAUAUUUGCUGACAGAGUGCUUUAGUGUGAUGCUUCAAUCCAAGGCCUUACUAGACGCGUCGGACGAAGUGGAAAGGCAACUGGGUCGGAUCGGAUUGGUCACAUUGUUUCCGGAAUGGGACACCAUCCACAUCAAGCCUAAAGGCUGCGACAAGAUGGAGGCAAUCAAGCUGCUAGCCGCGCACCUAGGCUGGGACGUUUCUCGCGACGUCGUGGCACUAGGCGACGGCCACAACGACAUCACCAUGCUUGAAGGCGUUCCGCACUCAAUCGCCAUGUGUUCUGGAGAGGAAGAUGCCGUACGUGCCGGCAAGCUGGUGACCCCAAUCUCGGCGGAACAGGGAGGCUGGGGCAACAUACUACAAGAAUUAAUGCUCUGA